Molecule: messenger RNA, 966 nt
Organism: Arachis stenosperma
Lineage: Eukaryota; Viridiplantae; Streptophyta; Magnoliopsida; Fabales; Fabaceae
Exons: 3
Coding region: 1-966 (321 amino acids)
Source: RefSeq, a predicted model, not a curated record
AUGGUUGUGCUUCGUGAUAACUUUCUUCACCCUCCAGAUGUUAUUGCUCCUGUCAAGAAGUUUGGGGUAUUUGAGAGCAAGUGGGUAAAAAAGUUAUUUUAUAAUAUCCCUAUCGCAAUUGUGCCAACCGGUGUGAAGUAUGAUACGUUUGUGAUAUCGUUCGAUGAAGAUCUUUGGAUUCUGUUUCAUUAUCGUAGGAGUUUUCCAGAGAUCAGAAUACACGAGCUGUAUGCAAAGUUGGAUGUCGGUGUCAAUAGUUCUGGGGCAUCAGCUCCGAAUCCUCAGUCUACUGUCAUAGGUGGUGGUUUUAGUUCGAUGGCUGCGGGUUUUGUACCAUUCGAGAAUCGUUCGGUCCGGCAGCAGACAUUUGAGGUGGCUAGUGGUCCUAGCAUUAUAGAGUUGGGGAAACCUGAUCGAGUUGAGAAUGCAAUGCGGGAGGAUGAUUCAGACCAGGAGCUUGUUGAUAUAAUUGGAGACAGUGAUGAUGAUACAGGUGCCAAUCCACGUACACAACAUGACCCAUCAAGUUCCGACACACAGCAGUACCCUCCACACUUUUCAACUCUAAACUUGGAGGCUAUGAGGCAACAACCAGAUGAAAAUGCUGUCGUUGGGAGUUUUUUUACAGAAUUUCAGAUUGGGCAUUCAUUCCAGAAUAAAGAGGAAGCUAUUUUAAGUGUGAAGGAUUAUAGUAUCCGUCGAGGUGUUGAAUACAUGGUCUUAGAGUCAAAUCGUCUAAAAUAUCAUGGGAAAUGCAAGGAGUUUGGUAAAGGAUGCAGUUGGUUGAUUCGCAUCUCACUUCGUGCACAAAAGGUCACUUGGGAGGUCAGAAGGUAUAACGGUUCGCACACUUGCUUGACUACCUCAAUUUCGAGCGAUCACCGGCAGCUUAAUUACCACAUUAUCUGUGCGAGGAUCUAUCCGUUGGUUAGAGCGGAUGCUGCGAUUAUGAUAAAAGUGUUAUAG